This is a messenger RNA of Sphaerulina musiva SO2202, 1136 nucleotides long. RefSeq lists its product as uncharacterized. NCBI's taxonomy places the organism in Eukaryota, Fungi, Ascomycota, Dothideomycetes, Mycosphaerellales, Mycosphaerellaceae. The transcript is spliced from 2 exons. The record is from RefSeq and is a predicted model, not a curated record. The coding region runs from base 1 to 1068 and encodes 355 amino acids.
AUGGAGCAGUCGAUAUGGGCACAGGCAGCGCCUCCACCGGCAGAUCAGCCAACGUCCGCUGCUGCACAUUACGAUGCACCGCUGGGAACCGCCGGCGACGACACAUUUGCGCCCACCGGCGCUCAACAAGACGACCUCUUCGACGAUGUCAUGCCGCCGCCAGAGUCCAUGCGCCUGCGGUCCGAUGAUGACCUCUUCAGCGACGACUUCACGCCCGCGGCACAGCCUAUAGUCGAGCCGUCAUCGCCUCAGUCUCUUCACGAGCCGCCGCCGCCGCGGCCGCCUUUUGAGGCACCCAGAGCUCGAGGUAGAGGCCGGGGAAGAGGCCGCGGCCAUCGCGAUUCGAGAGAUGUCGAUGGCAGGGCUCACAAUCAGCCUCAGGCGCAUGACAUCUGUAACAAAGCACCUGACAAUGCUCCAGCUGGACCACGUAAGGAUGUUGCACGACCUGUCCGUGGAGACAGGCAAGCCACAGGCGGCAUUCGGAAGCCGAAACUGACAGAAGAAGAGCUGGCGGAGAAGAUGGCACGAAUUCACAUCAAGAACGCGUCGUUGACGGCAGCGCACGCUCGAGCAGAAGCCGAUGCGGCCUCAUUUGCGGAGCGAGAACAGCAGGCGAAAACCCUUGCCGAGCAGCGACGCAAAGAGGAGCGGCGAGACCGGCAGCAGCUGAUGGGCGAGCGUGAGAAGAACCGGCUGCGCAAACUCAAAGCCAUGACUGGGCGCGAAUGGGAUGCAGAAAAGCAGGAAGCGGACUUUGACAAAGGUGCGCGCUUCGAUAAGCCGGGUGGCUUUGCAGGCGAUCAACAGGAUUACGACGACGGAAGACAGUAUCUGUACCGCGAGCCCAAGGAUGCACAACGAGGCCAGAGUGGUCGUCGAGGCAAUCAUGCUGGGCAGGCUGCUGUGCAGGUUGUGCCCACCCAGGAGGAGUUCCCUGCUUUGUCGGCUGAGAACACUGCGAACACAUCAGCCGCUUCCUCCAACCCCAAUACGGCACCCGCUGCUGGCGACGCGAGUAAGGCCAAUACCAAGUCUUGGGCUGAUCAAGUAGAGUCCGCAUUAUGAUGCGCAUCACAUUACGAUAGACGUCUCAAAAAGCAUCAUUGUUCCUAUUCUGGCGGCAAUCAAAAGCG